Molecule: messenger RNA, 681 nt
Organism: Strongyloides ratti
Lineage: Eukaryota; Metazoa; Nematoda; Chromadorea; Rhabditida; Strongyloididae
Product: Protein ARV1
Exons: 3
Coding region: 1-681 (226 amino acids)
Biological process (GO): sphingolipid metabolic process; regulation of plasma membrane sterol distribution; sterol metabolic process
Cellular component (GO): Golgi apparatus; cortical endoplasmic reticulum
Source: RefSeq, a predicted model, not a curated record
AUGGAUAUAGAUAUAAGAAAAAAAAUUUGUAUUAAUUGUGGGAGGAAUGCUGAUAAUCUUUAUCAUCAAUAUGAAAAAAAUAUUAUUCGUCUCUCAAUUUGUAAAUAUUGUAAUAGAUACGUAGACAAGUACAUAGAAGAUGAUUAUCCAUUAAUAUGUAUUGAUAUAUUUUUACAAAAUAUAAAAGCUUACAGACAUGUUCUUAUAAAUGAGGAUGUUACUAGUAAAUUGACUGUUGUAAUGGUAUUAUUAAUGAAUGAAACAUUUGUUAAAUGGUAUAAAUUGAUAAAAAUUAAUGAAAAUGACAAUAAUGAUAUUCAUUAUACAGCUGUGAUGUUUUAUACUACAACAGUUCAGAUAAUUCUUGGGUAUUUUAUUUAUUGUUUAAUUUUAAAAUUUAUGUACUUUAUUAUAACAAAAGAAAAAAUACAAAUAAUUUCAUAUAAUAAAGAGUUUACUAAUUGUGUAUUAGGAUCUUAUGGUUAUGCAUAUAAAACUUUAGUUAUUAUUUGGGAUAUUGAAGAACAUUGGUUAACAAUAUUUUUGUACUCAUUAAUUAUAAUUCUUUCACAUAUUCAAAUUCAAAGAACGUUAAAUCCAAGUUUAUCGAAAUAUAUAAUAACAUUUUGUGUCAUCAUAUCAUUGAUAUUUAAAGAAUCUAUUGAAUAUUAUAUAUCUUAA